Girardinichthys multiradiatus is the source of this 2359-nucleotide messenger RNA. RefSeq names its product prolyl endopeptidase-like. Gene Ontology annotation, molecular function: serine-type endopeptidase activity; oligopeptidase activity. Gene Ontology annotation, biological process: proteolysis. The coding region runs from base 113 to 2242 and encodes 709 amino acids. The record is from RefSeq and is a predicted model, not a curated record. Gene Ontology annotation, cellular component: cytosol. Lineage: Eukaryota; Metazoa; Chordata; Actinopteri; Cyprinodontiformes; Goodeidae. The transcript has 15 exons.
CACUUCCUGUGUGUUUUGUUUGGAAGUUUCACUUUCUGUUCAGGCCUCCGGAGGUUUAGAGUCAGCAGAUUCAGAGCGAUAAAAGCGCUGAAAGAGACUCCGCAUCAGCUUUAUGGCGUUCAAAUACCCCGCAGCCCGGAGAGAUACCACCCAGGUGGAUGAGUAUCAUGGAACCAAGAUCUCUGAUCCGUAUGCCUGGCUGGAGGACCCUGACAGCGCAGAAACCAUGGCGUUUGUUGAGGAGCAGAACGAUUUGACCAUGCCGUACCUGGAGAAGUGUGACAUCCGCGCUCGGUUCCAGCAGCGCCUCACUGAGCUCUACGAUUAUCCCAAAUACAGCUGUCCCUACAAACGAGGAUCCAGGUACUUCUACUUUCACAACAAAGGCCUCCAGAACCAGGACGUGCUGUACGUUCAGGACUCCCUGGAUGCUCCGGCUACUGUGUUCUUUGAUCCAAACACGCUUUCUAAAGACGGGACCGUGGCUCUGAAGAUGGGUCGGUUGUCUGAGGAGUGUGAAUACUUUGCGUACGGUCUGAGCAGCAGCGGGUCAGACUGGGUCACCCUGCGUUUCCUGAAGCCUGACGGCCUCACGGAGCUGCCGGAUGUCCUGGAAAGGGUCAAAUUCAGCUGCUUGGCCUGGACUCAUGAUGCCAAGGGCAUCUUCUACAACUGCUACCCCCGUCAGGAAGGAAAAACUGAUGGCACAGAGACCACGUCCAAUAUCAACCAGAAGCUCUACUACCACGUGAUCGGAACCCAGCAGUCCGAGGACAUCCUGGUAGCAGAGUUUCCGGAUCAUCCCAGAUGGCACAGUUCAGUUACGAUCUCAGAUGACGGCAGGUAUGCGGUUCUGUCCAUCACUGAGGGCUGUGAGCCUGUGAACCAGCUGUGGUACUGCGACCUGCAGGAGCUUCCGGACGGGAUCAAAGGGCUGCUGCCGUGGGUCAAACUGGUGGACAACUUUGAAGCUCAGUACUCAUAUGUGACCAAUGAAGGGAGCGUGUUCAUGUUUCGCUCUAACCUGGACGCCCCUCGGUACCGCCUCAUCAACAUCGACAUCCAGAACCCGGACAGGCAGAACUGGACCACGCUGAUCCCCCAGCAUGAGAAGGACGUCCUGGGGUUUGUCUCCUGUGUGAACCAGUGCCACCUGCUGGUCAACUACGUCCACGACGUGAAGGACAUCCUGCAGUUGUUUGAUCUGUCGAGCGGUCAACACGUCAGGGAUCUGCCUCUGGAUGUGGGGACCAUUGCUGGAGUGAGCUGCAAGAAGAAGCACUCGGAGUUCUUCUACAAGUUCACCUCCUUUACCACUCCUGGUAUCAUUUAUCACUGUGACCUGAGCCACUCCAGCCCAGAACCCCGGGUGUUCAGAGAGGUGGAAGUUAAAGGCAUCAACCAGGAGGACUUCCAGACCAGCCAGGUUUUCUACCCCAGUAAGGAUGGAACCAGGAUUCCCAUGUUCUUGGUUCACACCAAGGGUCUUCAGAGGGACGGGACCCAUCCGGUGUUCCUGUACGGAUACGGAGGCUUUGAGGCUUCUAUCCAGCCUUAUUACAAUGUGGCCUACCUGUUGUUUGUGAGACACCUGGGGGGAAUCCUGGCCGUGGCCAACAUCAGAGGGGGCGGAGAGUACGGCCUCACCUGGCACAAAGCCGGGACGUUAGGGAAGAAGCAGAACUGCUUUGAUGACUUCAAGAGCGCAGCAGAGUAUCUGAUCCAGGAACAGUACACCACGGCCAGCCGCAUCGCCAUCAACGGAGCUUCUAAUGGAGGCCUGUUAGUCGCGGCAUGUAUGAUCCAGCGUCCGGAGCUGUUCGGCUGUGUGGUUGCAGAGGUCGGAGUCAUGGACAUGCUGAAGUUCCACAAGUUCACCAUCGGCCACGCCUGGACCACCGACUACGGCUGCUCUGACGACCCAAAACAGUUCCAGUGGCUCAUCAAGUAUUCUCCUCUCCAAAACCUGCCUGAGCCUCCGUACUCCGGCCCCUCGUACCCAGCCGUGCUGCUCCUGACUGCGGAUCAUGACGACCGCGUGGUGCCCCUGCACACGCUGAAGUUCUGCGCCACCCUGCAGCACGGCGUGGGCAGCAGCCCGCAGCAGCGGCAGCCCCUGAUGGUCCGCGUGGACACCCGCAGUGGGCACGGAGCGGGAAAACCCACGGCCAAGGCCAUCCUGGAGGACACACACAUCUUCGCCUUCAUCGCUGAGACGCUGGGAAUCGGCUGGAAAGACUGAAGCAGAAGGAACCAUGUGCUGUUUUUUACUUUAAUGAAAUAAAGAUCCUGGUUUCUGAAGGCAAACUUUUCUUUUUGAUUCUGUUGGAACCUUUUAAUAAAAUUUCAACUUGUCUAA